UAUUCCAAAUUUUAAGUCGAUUUCAAAGACCCUUGUAUAUAAAUCUUGCUUGUCCAUAUAUGCCCAGAGACGCGCCGCCGCUUCUUUUCGUCUUUCCUCGUGAAAUAUUUUAGGCUUUGUCGGUCUCAUCGCUAUAAUUACCUUAAAAAGUUUCGAUUUUUCCUUUGAAUAUACAUAAACCCACGUCGUUUAAAGCAAUACCCAGAUGACAAAUUAAUAAAUCCUAACUAAAGAUCGGAGCUUUUUCGUAGUUAAGUGAUCAUGAGAGCGAGAUUGGUGGUUUUCCCGAUUAAAGGGAAGAAGUGGUGUUUCAGCAGAUCUGUUGAUCCUUUCGCUGCUCAAUCACCGUCUGGAGUUACUCCGACCACUGUACGAGGUUUAUGGAAGAAAAUAUCAUCUGAAUCGAAACCCAUCAAUGCCAACGCAGAGCUUCUCGUCGAUUUCAUCUCUGACAAGAUGAAUAAAGCUUGGGUGGGUCUUGAGAAAUCGCCUGAUGGAUCAAUAAAGAACAAGAUUCAUGGGUUUGGAUUGAAGCUUCUGGCUCGUGUUAAGCCAUCUGAGAUUUUCUUGAAGUCUAUAUCGAAGGAGGUCACUUCUGUACAAGUCACUUAUCCUCCCAGUUUAGAUCCUAGACUCGUACGCAGGAGACUACGGCACAUCGCCAUGAGUGGAACAAUCCUGCACAAGAAGUACCUAGUUGGUUCAGUUACUUUGCUUCCAUUGACCAGUGCAUUUAUGGUAUUGCCACUACCAAACAUACCAUUCUUCUGGGUCUUAUUCCGCACAUAUUCUCACUGGCGGGCUCUUCAGGGAAGUGAGAAGCUGCUUAAGCUUAUCUCAAACGAGUCAAAUCCUGAUAAACCAGACUCAACUGAUGAUGCAGACGAAAGCAAGAACAAGAAGAAGCCGGAACAAAAAUUGCAAUCUCCCACAUGUAUUUUGCUUCCAUCAGAAGAGUUAUAUCAGCUAAUUCGUGACGCUAGCGAGGAAGGACUCGACGAGGCGACCAUAGUAGAGAUUUGCAAAUCCUUUGAUCUCAAUAAGAACGAUGUUCUUAAAUAUCGCAAUCUUGUCUAACUAUUUUGGCAUUUUAGGCUUCUUUUUUAGAACCCAAUUUUAGCUGUUUGAAGCUAUAACUUACGCUCCAAUUCUUUUUUUUUUUGUCUUUUGAUUCCUUGUUGCUUUAAAAACUUCUGUUACUUGGAAACAGUUGAAUUUUUUGAACUACAA
This is a messenger RNA of Arabidopsis lyrata subsp. lyrata, 1230 nucleotides long. RefSeq lists its product as uncharacterized. Gene Ontology annotation, biological process: potassium ion transport; proton transmembrane transport. Lineage: Eukaryota; Viridiplantae; Streptophyta; Magnoliopsida; Brassicales; Brassicaceae. The coding region runs from base 262 to 1077 and encodes 271 amino acids. The transcript has 8 exons. Gene Ontology annotation, cellular component: mitochondrial inner membrane. The record is from RefSeq and is a predicted model, not a curated record.